Messenger RNA from Cryptomeria japonica (Japanese cedar), 1314 nucleotides. Its product is annotated as lysine-rich arabinogalactan protein 19. The record is from RefSeq and is a predicted model, not a curated record. NCBI's taxonomy places the organism in Eukaryota, Viridiplantae, Streptophyta, Pinopsida, Cupressales, Cupressaceae. The transcript has 3 exons. The coding region runs from base 139 to 1119 and encodes 326 amino acids.
CAAGAUGGCAUCCUCCGAGCAAAAGCUGAGCCACAGCACACAAACCACAAUAUUACCCCUCAACAGGAGAUCUCUUUGCUCAUCUAUUUCAAUCUUAGGCCAGCAAAUCUCAUGGAGGACUGAGAAACCCCAGUUGCAAUGUCCUCAGUUGCAGACUGGAAAAUGGGGCUGAGAAGUAUUUGUAGAAAAUGGAUAUAUUUAUGCCUUGUUUCAUUCUUACUUGGUGCCACAGUAGAAACAAAGGUAGCAGAGGUGCUAGCAUCCUCAACUUCUUUGCCCCCAACAUCUACCACCACGCCUACCCCUCCCACCACCACCACACCAGCCCCUCCCACCACCACCACCACGCCUACCUCUCCCACCACUACCACACCAGCCCCUCCCACUACUACCACGCCUACCCCUCCCACCACGCCAGCUCCUCCCACUACCACCACCCCACAGCCACCCACCACCACACCAGCCCCUCCCACUACCACCACACCACAACCACCCACCACCACAAAGCCCCCAACAACCACGCCGGCGCCACCAACACCACCAGCAGCACCAGUCGUCGCCCCUAAACCACCCUCAUCACCACCCGUGCCGCCAGUGGCUACAACACCUGUGGUGGCCCCCACCCAACCGCCACCCAAAGCCACACCUGCAACACCACCAAUUUCAUCUCCUCCCACUAUAAGCCCAUCUAGUCCCCCACCCAUCGCCGCUCCACCUGUCUCCACACCACCAGCCGUACCCCCAGCUAUCCCUCCUCCUGUUCCUACGCCAGUGGCGCCACCCGUAGCGCCUCCGGCUCCGGCGCCUCCUCCGAAAGCACCGGCACCGGCACCAGCACCAGCACCACUAAAGCCUCCUCCUCCUGCUCCUGCUCCUGCACCAUCACCUUCACAUAAGAAACACCACCACCACCACCAUCACCACCACCACCACCACCACCACCAUCACCCGCCUCCUCCACCACUGAGCCCGCCGCCACCUCCGCUUGCUCGACAACCACCUUCAGCCGACGAUUUCUCUCCAGCACCAUCGCCUUCACGGAAUGGUGGAAUGAAAAGCUUCACAGUAAGUUUGGUGGCGAGCGUCUUGUUUCCUUCAUUUGUCAUGCUGUGGCUUUGAAUUUACACAAUGUUGAGGAAUUUUGCAAGGAUAGAAUUGAAAUACAAGCAAAUUAAUAAAAUCGGGUUUUCUGCAUAAACAUGCAAUCAAUCUGGCAGCUUCGUGCAUAUGCAGUUCCAUUGAUAUUCGUUUUGUAUCCUGGACAUUAUUAUAAGCAGGAGAGUUUAAAAUAAUACGAGAAGGAUUUUAUAAUUA